AUGACGGCAAAUGAGCCAGGAAAGGCCUUCCUAGUGUCCCAUGUCUUUGCUGGUAAUGCCCUUGUGCAAAUAUAUAUGUGGAUUACGGGCACAAAUCAAUUACCGACAGAGACAACGAAGGUUCGAAUGGUCGUUUCUGGCUUACUAGCCGUCGUCAGCCAUCCAUACCUAGCCCCAGGGCGCGAACGAUGGUUGGAUGCUAUCAAGGACGGCUACUACAGUAUCCCCAGUUGUGUAACCUACGAUACCUGGGACUGCCCCCAAGUGCUUGCUAUCACCGGUCACGGUGCAACAGAAUCCGAUGAACUUGACGUGAAGGAGGGCGACCUCAUGAAUGUCAUUGUGAAGCUGUCGGAUGAAGAGCAUGACGCAGCAGCUGGUUUGGAAAUUGGCAGUGCCCAGAACUACAAUCUGAGUCCUAAAUGCUGA
Dibothriocephalus latus is the source of this 429-nucleotide messenger RNA. The record is from the annotation of a GenBank genome assembly. Lineage: Eukaryota; Metazoa; Platyhelminthes; Cestoda; Diphyllobothriidea; Diphyllobothriidae.